This is a messenger RNA of Cladophialophora carrionii CBS 160.54, 4086 nucleotides long. RefSeq lists its product as uncharacterized. NCBI's taxonomy places the organism in Eukaryota, Fungi, Ascomycota, Eurotiomycetes, Chaetothyriales, Herpotrichiellaceae. The transcript is spliced from 2 exons. Gene Ontology annotation, molecular function: guanyl-nucleotide exchange factor activity. Gene Ontology annotation, biological process: regulation of ARF protein signal transduction. The coding region runs from base 1 to 4086 and encodes 1361 amino acids. The record is from RefSeq and is a predicted model, not a curated record.
AUGGAGGAUCACGAGGAUGUCGAGGAUCCCCAUGACCUAUCACUGUCGAGGAACCACAUCCUUCGGGCUUCGAUGGUCGACAACCUGGUGCUCUCCCUGGAUCAUUUCUCUGGCGGUGCAUUCGACGACGCGCCUUUUACCCCGCGCAGCAAUAGCUAUGACACCAGCACAAGAGUCCGGGGCCGGGGAAGAGGCCAUACAUUUUCUUCCUCGACCUCGUCGGAAAACGACGUCCAACACCUGAGGGCUGCGCCGCAGCUCCCUCAGACCAUGCCGCGAAUACCCCUACGAAGCAGCGUGCGAUACCAGAAAGAUCUGCAGAGGCUGCCUAGCAUAUUUGGUGAAGAUGAAGAGUCUACAAGGGCGAAGGUCUACGAUUCACAGAGGGCCAUGCAGCCGCGGCACCCGAGGAGGAGGAAGAAUGUGUCUGGUGGCGGCAAAAGCGAUCAUAGCAGUAACUCGUCAAGCAUCGAUCUUGGCCACUUGGCUAGCAUGACAGGUCGACUGGGAGGCCCUGGGAACCGACGGUCAAGGAGCUUCGACUUUGGCUCCAGACAACGAGAGGUACGCACCAGCAAACCCGGCGUCAAUGGCGAUGGUCAAGCACCCACCCCGGUGAUCUACCCUGGACCUGAGGCUCAGAAGGGUGAACCUCCCAGUCCCUUGGUCCGCAAGAACAGCACCAAAUCAUCCAAGAGUGCGUACGUGAAGAAAGGCCGGAUGCCGCCAACGGGGCCCAAUGCGACGAGAACGGACUCUGUGCCUCAGCUGCCUUCCAUGAAAAGCGUACCCAGCUUCCAUGCCACAGACCACAAGCCUAGCAUGGCCUCACUGAGCGAGCCCAUUGCAGCACCUAGACCCGGGUUUUUUCGUCGUGUCUUUGGAUCGAAGAACCCGACGGUCGAGCCCCAGUCAGUACACAAUGUUCUGACAAAAUCGUACCAUGGGCGCGCCACUCCAGUGCAAGAAGACAGCUCCCAUCAUCCCACCACACCGCCAGGCAAGAUGCACCGGCCCGUUCGUCGGACAUCCACCGAUGCCUCGGCGAACAAAGAGAACCAGCCAGUCCUUGCUAAAAAGUCUUCUGCCUUCUUCCGUAGGAGGAAGAAGUCGAUCUCUCACGCUGUGCCGCCACCUCUCCCUUUGACCUUGAAUGCAGAGGUGCCGGCGGAAACCCAGCCUGUCGACGGUACGAGCCCGGUUAGCAGCCUGAGAGCGUUUAUGGGACCGUAUCUGGCUGAUCCUCCGACGUCCGCAACAGGCCAUGGUCGACCUCAUGGCCAUGUCCGCACCAACUCUAUGCAGGGCUUCUAUACACCCACUCUAUCGCCGCCCGCGUUCGGCUUGCCGAGUCAAGCUGGGACACGCCCCAAGGCAGGUCACAGUCGAAACGAGUCUCACAGCAGCAACAGGAGCAACAAGACCUUGAGAUCCAACACCAAACCGACUUCCACUCUCCUCAUACCGCACCAAGACUCCUUUUUUGCGGACAGCAGCAGUGCUGAGGAGCCAAUGAAACGACCGUUCGAUACCCCAUCUGACCAUGAGCGACGUGAACUGCGCCUCAGACAUAGUGUGAACGAUCUCAAGCUUGAGCAAACAGCCUCCGCAACCUCACUGCCGAGCCCAUUGUCCAAUCCGAGAUCUGCGACCACGAGACAAGGAUCAUGGAUAUCUGACACGGUUUCGCCGACUUCAUCCUUUAUUGCACCGGCAUCUGCCCCAGCGGAUACGGAUCCAGGCCCUAAACCCUUCUCCGCUCGGCGGCAGAACACCCUGGAGAUCCCCCGAAAGCCCGUGAAAGGCUCGCCAUUUGUUUCAACAUCUGAUGUUGGGGAGGAAUACAGAUCGGCACCCAGCACGCCACUGAUCGUCGAAACCCCUGAUGGGGAACUCGCCAGGUCUCCGCCGUCUUUCAAUUCGAUGGCGCCGACUGAUUCUUUGAGCGAGGUCCCAGACUACAAAAGAAAAGCUCAAAAUAUAUACGAACAUACAGAUGAUGAAGUGGACCCAUCUGCCGCAGGAGCUUGGCUCGGAGACGCCGGUGUCGACAGAGGCUAUGUGCGAAAAGCGUUCAUGGAGCUUUUCGAUUGGAAAAAUCAGGAUAUUCUCGACUCGCUCCGAGGACUGUGUGACAAUAUCACUCUCAAGGGCGAGAGCCAAGUCAUUGACCGUGUCUUGACUGCUUUUGCCCAGCGAUGGUGUGAAUGCAACCCAUCGCACAAUUUCAAGUCCAGUGAUGUGGUGCAUUCUAUCGUGUAUGCGCUCUUAUUGCUCAACACGGAUCUCCACUUGGCGGACAUUGUACAGAAGAUGACGAAGGCUCAGUUCGUGCGCAACGCCAUGAACACAAUCAAGCGUGGAGUCCAGGAACUGGAAACCGAUCAGGGCUCGCGGGGCCCGAAACGUGCGAACUCAUCAUCCCAUGACGAUACAGCCAGUGCGUCUUCCGACUUGCAGCGUCCACCCGAUCAAUCAAGCCGUCCGGAACCGCCACCGCCUGAGUCUCACGAAUCUGCCACGGGUCUUGCAGCCAACAGAGUCUGGGAAAUGCAGAUAGAGUCGGUCCUGAAGUCUUUCUACAACUCCAUUUCCCAAGAGCCUUUGCCCCUUUCUGGCGCUCAAAUUGAGCCUAACGCCCAUCUCAACCUGUCCAACAACUUCUUGACGAUUGGGACCAACAUGCUGCGCCGUACCCCGAGCGUGCUCAGCAAAGCCCAUUCCGACACCAAUCGUGGCCGAUUUGCAGGCGAAAGCAAGUCCCUCGGCGCUCGGUUCGUAUCGAAGACAAGAUCCCGACCACGAUUACCUUCGGCUCCUGGCUUUAACUCUAGUAGAACCAGCAUCGACGAGUCCUCGGCUUGGAGUCCGUCAUUGUCGAGCACAUGGAGCAAAGUCUCGCUCGGAAAGACGCUCACGUCCAUGUCGGUGGAUUCCUUCGGCACCGAAGCUACCCAUGCCGACUACCAGUCCUCGAUCGGCUUUGCCAGCGCACUGAGCCAAGCCAUCAUUCGGGAAGACCAGUUGGAUCUGCCUAUCGAAGACGGACCGAAAGCAGGUUCGCUGCUCGAGGACGAGUCGCUGGAGCUCUGCGGCGCGCCGUGGGCCAAAGAAGGUAUCUUGAAGCACAAGUGUCACCUCGAGGGUGUCGAUAAGAGGUCGAAGGAUAGGAACUGGAACGACUGUUUUGCGGUCAUCGAGAAAGGAUACAUGAGACUUUUCUCGUUCUCUAUGACGGCCAAGUCUCUGCGCAAUAAGGCCCGAGCUCCGAAGCCGGCGGUGGUUGGUGGAGGCAACUGGCAGGACAAUGCCGAAGAGCUGUGGAAGUUCACUCUUCGACAUACCAUUGCCAGCUCACUGCCACCGCCCGGCUACUCCAAGGCCCGGCCGUAUGUCUGGGCGCUCAGCCUGCCGACAGGAGCUGUCCACCUGUUCUCCGUCGGCACUCCCGAUAUCGUCAAGGAGUUCGUGUCAACGGCCAACUUUUGGAGUGCUAGACUGUCCAAGGAGCCGAUGAUGGGUGGCAUUAGCAAUAUGGAGUACGGCUGGAGCGACAACGUCGUUAACCGGGCCCUGGCCUCGCCCGAAAUCAACGGCGGACGUGCUGGAGUGGUGAGUCCUCGGCCGAGUACGCAGAUGUCAAUGCGCAGCUCCAUGGACCACGUCGGUGGUGUACGGCCGAAGCUACCCGGGGAUAAGGUCCACAUUAGCGACUGGUCGCCGCCGCAACAGUCCAUGUUUGCUUCUCAGUUGAUGGAGGUGGACCAGCUUCGCGCGCUUCAGGCGUAUGUGACGAACGUGGAAGAGGAGUUGCAGAAGCACAAUGACCUGCGAAGUCUGAUGCUUCUCGCCUACACGGCCAAGCACCCCAACGCGAACAAAGCCAUGAACAACUGGGAGAAGAAAAGCAGUUACUUGCUGCGUGAGAUUGUCAAGUUCCGCACGUACAUUGACACGCUCCAAAACGCCCACGCCAUGAAGGAGAAGAUCUAUUGUAUGCGGAAAGAGGAGGAAGAGGCGCAAAGGGCCGAGGCGGACUCGAGGAUGAGGACCGAGGCGGCCAAUGCUCUGCUGGGGGUGUUCUGA